Entrophospora candida is the source of this 828-nucleotide messenger RNA. The record is from the annotation of a GenBank genome assembly. NCBI's taxonomy places the organism in Eukaryota, Fungi, Glomeromycota, Glomeromycetes, Entrophosporales, Entrophosporaceae.
AUGGCUGGCCCUUACCACCCAGUUCCUGCGCAAAAUAAUUAUGUAAACCCUGCUGUAAAUAUCGAUUCUCCUGACCGUUUCAAUGACUGGAUACUUUCAAAAUAUGCUGAAGAAAAUGUAGGCGGUAUGACUAUGGGCAUCCAGGCCAUACUCGGUGAAAAAUUUAGCCCAUUUGAUACGCCUGAAUCAUAUAGAGAUAGAAUUCGAAAAAUUUCUAUAGGAGUAACUGAUGCAAUAGCAGUACCAAUUCUCAUCCAGCAACUUCCGCUGGAUUUAAUAUUAUCUGUAAGGAUGUAUAUGAAUGAUCGCGGAGCUGGAAAUCAAACAGUAGCUAAUUUCUUUGCAGACUUAAAAAGAGCCUAUAUUGAAAUUCGUGGCGGAGUAGGUAAGCCCCAGGUUCCCGCACAAGCACCCAAUACCCAAAUACCACAGAAUGCGCCUCAAAUUCCUGCAUCAGAAAAUAAACCACCCCCUUUACCUCCAGGACAUGAUUAUAGGCUUGAUGAAUUUCAUAUGAAUCGGUUUUUAGAUGAUGUAGCAAAGAAGCGGGACCCCAACUAUAGUGGUUAUCCAGGAACUGAAAUGGCCUCUCCUUUACCAGCAAGAUUUCUUAACCCAAUAGCAGAGAGAAAAUUUAAACUUGCAGAUCGUAUCAGGCAAAGUGCUUUUGCCGAAGAGAAAAGGUUACAAGACCCUGAAAAUAUUGAUGAAUACAUUAAUGACGAAUUAGCAUCCUUGUAUGGGCAGAAAAUGAGUUUAGGUGCCGUACGCAGAAACCCUUCAAAGAGACGUUCCCAUAAAAAGAAGCCGGCAAAGAGUAGGGGCAAG